Sporothrix brasiliensis 5110 is the source of this 330-nucleotide messenger RNA. RefSeq lists its product as uncharacterized. The transcript is spliced from 2 exons. The record is from RefSeq and is a predicted model, not a curated record. Bases 1 to 330 code for a protein of 109 amino acids. NCBI's taxonomy places the organism in Eukaryota, Fungi, Ascomycota, Sordariomycetes, Ophiostomatales, Ophiostomataceae.
AUGGCCGACGCCCUGAACAAGAUUUCCGACGCCCAGGUGAAGAUGGCCGGGACGUCGUGGACUACGAUUCUGGUGAGCUGGGCGCUGGGUGUAGCGUCUAAACCUCCCUGGCCACCCACUCAGUCGACCGAGCCUCACCGCCAGGCCAGCAAUGAAGGAAGGGAGGACUCGUCCAACCUUGCUGAGCUCGGUACUUCGGUGCAGAGUGAAGAUGCAUCCCAGAGCCAGCCGGCGCAGGUGACGUCGACUGGGAGGUCGGGGGGGACGCAGUCCACGGCGCCCGGCCGUCACCACAACACCCGAUCACGAAAGUCCCCGGACCAACAAUAA